This is a messenger RNA of Ostrea edulis (European flat oyster), 6214 nucleotides long. RefSeq names its product dehydrodolichyl diphosphate synthase complex subunit nus1-like. Lineage: Eukaryota; Metazoa; Mollusca; Bivalvia; Ostreida; Ostreidae. The transcript has 5 exons. Gene Ontology annotation, cellular component: endoplasmic reticulum membrane; dehydrodolichyl diphosphate synthase complex. The coding region runs from base 118 to 867 and encodes 249 amino acids. Gene Ontology annotation, molecular function: ditrans,polycis-polyprenyl diphosphate synthase [(2E,6E)-farnesyl diphosphate specific] activity. The record is from RefSeq and is a predicted model, not a curated record.
AGUACUGUUCUACAUCCGGUACACGAGAUCACCGGUUUGUCAACAGAGCUAGAGAAAAACUGAAAUGUGAUUUUAACACGAAUUUACGCCACAGGCCGCUGAGAAAAUAGUCUAGCCAUGUUCGAAGACAAACUCUUAAGGGUCUUGCAUCUAUUCAUAGCGUUAGGGGAUUUAAUUAGACACUGGGUGUGCAGUAUAUCAGUGCGCUUUCCCUAUCAAUGGAAGAAUUUACAACUCAAGUCAGAUUCAAGGGAUCUGCCAAAAGUGCCAACACACUUAGGAGUGAUUAUUUGUGAGGAGGACUUCUCCUUCCCAGACAUAGCAAACAUAAUAGUGUGGUCUAUAGCAUUUGGAGUAUCUUAUUUCAGUAUAUAUGAUUUUAAUGGUUAUUUAAAAAGAAAACCUAAAGAGUUAAAGGAAGAAAUCGACCAUGCACAGAGGAAGCACUUGGACGAAGAGCAUAGGAAAUGUACGAUAGUCAUCCAUUCUGACACAAGGCAUCCUCCUCAUGUGAAUGGGUAUUACGAUACUAAUCAGAUUGAUAUCCAACUGCUGUCAAACACUGAUGGCCGGCAGGGCUUAGUGGACACUACACGUCUGCUGUGUCAACAGGUGGCCUCCAAGGAGAGGCGUGUCGAGGAUAUCACCCCUUCAGCUGUUGAUGAAUUUAUAAAAGAAAAAUCCCACUUUCCAGACCCAGAGCUGAUAAUCCGGUUUGGAGAGGGAGCAUGUGUGUUUGGGUUUCUACCAUGGCAAAUUCGGCUGACAGAAAUUCUGUCUGCUGCAAGUCAUCAUAGUAUAGGAUGUCAAUCAUUUACAGACUUACUUCAUACUUAUGGAGAAACGAAGCAGAGGUUCGGAAGAUGACCACUGCAUUGCUAGUCACCAGUGCGAUUCCAUGAUUCGCCAUGUCUCAUCUGAGUGCUUUAUUUUUGUUCAUUUAAGAGUUGUAUGGCCUUUGUUUAUUUUAGGGGUACCUAUCCAUAGUAAAAAAAAGGUGGAGGGACCCAAUAUUAUAAGAUUCAGUGAAAUGUUUGAUUUUCCUCUGAGGCUUAUAUAUAAUCUGUUGGUCAGCUAAAGAUUGAAGUCACUUCCCCAAUUAUUUGCUUUAGGACAGCUAACAUUAUAAUUGAGUUUCCUUUAGGGUGCUUAUAGUUUUAAAUAUGUACCUGUAAUCUCAGGGUCCCCUGAAGUAAAUGAAGGCUCUACUGCAAGCAUUUUCAUCAGGGACCCCCAACUCCAAACAGUGACAAAAUUGUAUUGUGCAAUAAAUUUUUUACGAAAUUUAUGCAAAAUGCAAAUGACAACUGACAAAAGCAAAGCCGAUGGACUCAGGAAAUGCAGUGAUCCCAACACAUACUAGUAUGUGAUGGAUAGUAUUUAUUGUAUGACAGACAAGAGAAAUACUCAACACAUAAAAUAUUGAAAUAUAUUUAUUCAAUACAAGAGCAAUACUAUUUGUUUUAAGAGGUUAGCCCCCUAAAAUAAUUCUGGAAGAUCUUGUAUCCCCUAAAGUAAAUGAAGGCUGGUUGUUUUGGAUUCAUUACAUUGUUGUGAAAGGUCACUGUUUGGCCUGUAUGUUAAGUUUUAAAGUGUGAAUAUAUGGUUGUCAUUUCUUGUCUCAAAAUUUGGGUUCAAGAGUGAUAAAGUUUUUUGUAUACUUGAAUGAAGUAUUUAAAGAGCUAUUUUAUGAAAUCUGUACAUUCUACCAUUUAAUGAGUAUUUUCUGUGGUUAGUAAUUUUUGCAAUUUGAUCCCUGAAAGAUAACAAAUUGUAUUCUGCGCUUCCAAUUUCUGUAGUUGCAAUAUAUCUAUAUAUACCUACCUAUAUAUAUAUAUAUAUAUAUAUAUAUAUAUAUCAUAUAUCAUAUAUAUAUCAUAUAUAUAUAUAUAUCAUAUAUUAGCUGCAAUAAUGUAGCCCUCUCUGAAUUUUUUUUUUUUUUUUUUUUUUUUAAUAUUUUUUUAUAUUUUUUUUUUUAGGGAGAGGGCUACAACUCCUUAGGAUCUCCGUAAUGGUGCAAAUGCGGGAGUGAUUCACUCCCGCAACAUUUGCGCUCAUUCUAAACAUUUCCUGACUUUCUUUACGUAAAUAAAAUGAUAUUCUAUGUUUCUUAGUCAAUAUAUAAAUUUACAACCUGCAACUUUAGAUUUGUGAGGCUCUAUUCUACCGUUUUCAACAAUUUCGAUAAAUUCCAAUUUCUCGAUUCAUAUUUGUGCGCCAUGUUUGAUGUACUGAAGUUUCAACUUCCGGUUGUCAAGUCAUUUGCAUAUGCCAUAUAAGGUAGUAUUUACAUCAAUUGACAAAUAUGGAGGCGAAAGCUAUUUCGUCGGUAUUGAAAAGGUUUGAAUUUAAUAUCAAGUUAAAAACCGAACAGCAGAGUGUAAAUUCUUUCUGCAACAAUAUGAUUUUCCUUUCUUUGUCGAAGUGGCUCGAAUAACUACAUUUUCGCGCUGAUUGUCAAUGUUUAGGCUUUUCAUUAGAUCCACCUACGAGAUCUCGCGAUAACAAGCAUGGCGGAGCAGACGAAGAAUUUUGCAUGCUGUACAUUAUAUUUAAUGAAAAACACCUUUAUUAGACAUGCCCGAGCACAAAGUUAGUACUCCUUUUGGUGUAAACAACAUUUGGGACUAAUACACAGAGUUUAUUAUCGGUUAUUCAUAAAAUUAUUUUGCACCAUUACAGAGAUCCUAUGGAAUUGUAGCCCUAUCCCGAAAACGUCAGAAUAAAGAAAAAUUGGAUAGGGCUACAUUAUUGCAGCUAAUCAUAUAUAUAUAUAUAUAUAUAUAUAUAUUAUGAUUGUAAUUUUUGCAGUUUUUCCUUUCCGCAAAAAAUGGACAACCACAGAAAAUCCCCAUUAUACAGUAUAUAUAUUACAUGAGUGCUUAAUUUGGCAAAAUGCCAUGCAGUGCCAAUCCGUGAGAACAUGCAUUAUUAAGACUGCUAUACUCAGAAGAGUUUGAAUGUAUGCAAAUUAAUGAUAAAUGAAUAAACGGACAAGAAUUGUAAUUUUAAGAGGCUUUUUAAUGGAUGAUCAUGAAUAUUUAUGACUUUGUGUAUAGAAGUGAAUUUACAGUACUGUAUUCUUCAUACCACCAUCUGGUGUAUUGUUGUGAAUCCACAGAGUAUGAACAUCUACUAUUUAUAUGUCGAUUGUACAAGAAAGCAUAGGGAACCAGUAUUUUAUGAUUGUACAAGAAAGCAUAGGGAACCAGUAUUUUAUGAUUGUGCAAGAAAGCAUAGGGAACCAGUAUUUUAUGAUUGUGCAAGAAAGCAUAGGGAACCAGUAUUUUAUGAGUGUAUAGUGAAAAUGAUCACAUUCCUUGAAUAGAAAUACUUCAUUCCUUUUUAAACUCUGGGUUGGCAAUGCUUAGAGUUGAUAACGGUAAUGUUUAGCAAGUAAUAUUUAUUUUCUAUUGAGACCAAGGCCAAAUAUAUUUGAAUUUAAUUUUUUCGGUAUUGCUGUCUGCAUGUCAAGGAGAUACUGUGUAGUCGGAAUUACCGUAAAGCAGUUAUAAUAAACUUCUAGCAACAGUCAAAAUUGUUUUGUCACAACAUAACUGUAACACUCCACUGUAUAUAGGGAUAGUUUCACUUUGUGCUCAUUUCAACUAAACACACCAGUCGCGGUAGCUCAGUGGCAGAGCAUCUGCUUCAUAACUGGGAGUCCUCGCUCGUAUCAUGGCCACAUCAAACCUAAGACGUAAACAUUGGCAGUGAUUCUUAGAAGUUAGAAUCUUGGGUCUUUCCAAUAGGACCUUAAAACCGAAGGUCCCAUGUCGCUGCAGACGAUGACAUGUUAAAGUACCCUCACUGCUAUGGCCCUGAGCGCUAAGGAUAGGUCUUAAUUUGUGGUACUUCACCUACAACUGAUGACGUCUUAAUAUGGGUGAAAAAUUCUCGGCAGGACAUAAAACAAACAGAAAAUCAACCAGACACCUUGUUUACAUUCGCUCAAAUUCAUUUAUGGUGAUCACUGUUCGUUAUCUUCACCUUGCAUGGUAUAAAUGUUUUAAAUUUUGGACAAGGGUGAAAUAGGCAUAGAUGAUAUUAGAACAGAAAUUUCAGUGUAUACAUUAUAUGGAUAAAGUAUUCCAUUAUAUUUCAUAUGUUGCAGAAUAUGUUGCUUCAUUAUAACUGGCUGGUUGCAGUUGCCUUGUGGUUAGUUUCCUUGCCUGGCAACAUCGAGGUCCCAGAUUUGAUGUUCAAUCCUGACAGCCGUGUCGAACAUAACAUGUUUUACGUAGUAAGAGACUGUUCCGGCAUGAGAAGCAAAUUAAAGACCGAAGAUUUCAUGUCAUGAUAGGACUUGGAACAAUUAAAAAAAAGAACUCACUGGUACCGUCUCAUUUGUGUGCAUAGGUCUUAUUGAGGCACUCUACCUACAGCUAGUGAUGUCUCUACAUGAGGGAAAAAUUCCUGAAUGGGACAUAAAACAACAAAGAAAAUUAAAUCAUUGUAGCCAUAUUGCUGUUAGACUGUGCAUUAUAGGCAGGUUUUACUGUGUCCUGUGACUGUAAUGACGGGGAGUUGUAAUGUAGUUACAUAUUUGUGAAGAGUAAAUGUUCUGUUUUGAUGAAAUGUUUGUGUGCUUGGCACUGCUUGCUUUAGAAAAAUGUGAAGGUUUAUGGCUGGUGAAUAUUGAAAUUGAGUGACUUUUAAUGGGCAUUAUCUUAUAUUUUCAUGUCAAGGGUGGUUUCCACAGGCUCGCAAUGUUUUGAAUAUAUAUAAUUAUAAAAAAUUGUCUUCCUUCCUGUAAACAAACAAUAUAGUUUGUUUACAGGAAGACAUUAUUUUUUUUAUCAGGCCUAUGUGUAUAUAUUUAAAAUGUCGAGAGCCUGUGAUGGUUUCAUGGGAAUAUUUUCAAAAAGAAACUACUUAAAGGUUGAAAUAAUCCAAUUUGAUAGAGAACAGGACAUUUUUUUUAUCUGGUUUUUCAAAUUGUUAUCUAUAUACCUCCCUUGUGUCUUGCAUUUCUUUUCUAAUUACACUUUUUUUGUUCACCUCUUUGCUAAAAUUGUGAUGUUGGUAUUAAAUGCACUCAGAUGGGCUAAGCCUGCUGCGCAAGAUCCUAUCUAAUAUAUUAUAUUUAUAUCAUAUUGAAUAAAUUAUUGGUUAGAUUAAAUGUCAUAGAAGAGUUGAUUACUCCACGUUCAUUUCCAGAGACCUGAGUAUAAAAAAAACAACAUGGAUGCAUUGAUGUUGUGGUAGCUUGAAACUUCCGACAGUUAUAUUGAAAUGACUUCAGUUCCUGUCAAUAAGAAAUAAAGAUAACCUGAAAAAGAAAUUUACUGGUAUUGAAGUAAAAUUAGCAACCGAUAUUUGACAAAUCAUGAUUCUUUGAAUUUGAGAGUCUUAGAGAUACUACCCACCAGAACGUGAUUCAUGUGCAAAAAAUAUGUAUCAUUCUUAUGAAAUAAUGAUUGAAUCAAAUGUGAUUUACAGAUGUAAACUUCAGCACAAAGAAUAAAAGAGUUUUAAUGCUAACCCAGUAGUCUAAGAGAGUAUCAUUUAGAUAUUUUUAAAACGUGAUAUUGAGUUAUUCUGACCAGGAAGACUUUACCCCAUUUAAACAACACCCAGUUAUCCCAAAAAUAUGUCUCAUAUUGCAGGAGUUGUUAUUUGUAUGUUUAAAACUUUACAAGGGUGCUCCCUUUAACCCUUUCUUCCAGCAGAAGGGAGCAAAAAGCUUCGUCAGGACUGGCUAGUGAUACAAAUGUGGGAUUAGUACAUUAUAUACUUCUGUAAUGGUCAGCUAGGUUCGAUCCAAUGGACCAGACCUAGAUUCGAAUCCAGGGCCCUUGAAUCUCUAGUCCGGUUGAUUUAUAGCUCAGUUGGUAGAGCACCUAACUAGAGAUUCAGGGGGACUGGGUUCGAAUCCCGGUCUGGUCCAUUACAUUUUCUCCCUUCCUGUUACACUUCAAAGGAAAAAUUACACUGUUAAAAAUCUCCACAGUAAAUUUGAUACAAUUUUUAAAUGUCUGACUGUAGAAUAUUUGAUGCUGAGUAGAAGAAGGAAAAUGAUAUUUUGUAAACUUUUUUUUGUUUUGUUUAUUUGAUGAACAUUACCAUGGACUUGUAUCUGAGUGUUUGAUAGUUGCUACCAACAGGACAUUGACCUGUGAGAGUGGUUAUAUCAUUGUGUAGCUUGUGUAUGUGGAGUAGAGAUGUAUAGGGAAAAUGGCAGUUAUCAUAAAUAAAUCUACACAAUACCAGA